ACUGGAGAUCCAUCUAAAAGUUCUCUGAAGCUUUAUGAGACCAAGGUUCAAGGCCAUUCUGAUAAGUUUUUUUGGCGAAUUGAGAUGAAAGAUGCUCUGAAGCAUGGAGAGACAGCUGUUGUGGAUGUAGAGACAGUCUAUACACAUCAGCUUACUCCUCAUCCAGCUUCUAUCACACAGAAAGAGAAGCAGCUUGUAUUGUAUCAUGGCAACCAUUAUUUCUAUACUCCUUAUCCUGUCACAAAGCAAAGUACAGUAGUAAAUCUUGGUACAAGAAGCAUUGAGAGCUACACAAAACUAAAGCCAACUUCUCAGUCUGACUAUACCAUCAUGUAUGGGCCAUAUGAAAAUAUUCCUCCUUUUUCUAUAGAUAAGAUGUCAGUUCAUUAUGAAAAUAAUGCACCCUUCUUGACAAUCACAAACUUGGAAAGAGUGAUUGAAGUGUCUCACUGGGGAAAUAUUGCUGUUGAAGAAACCAUUGACCUAAAACACAGUGGUGCUACCCUGAAGGGGCCAUUCUCUCGGUACGAGUACCAGAGGGAAACUCAGAGUGGCUUGUCCAGUGUCAAAUCCUUUAAGACCAUUCUCCCAGCAGCUGCAACUGAUGCAUAUUAUCGAGAUGAAAUUGGUAACAUCUCCACUUCACAUAUGAAAAUUUUAAGUGAUUCUGUUGAACUUGAUCUUCGGCCAAGAUUUCCACUAUUUGGAGGCUGGAAAACACACUAUGUUAUUGGGUACAAUGUUCCAAGCUAUGAGUACUUAUUUAAUAGAGGAGAUGAUUACUUGCUAAGAAUGCGAUUCUUGGAUCAUGUGUUUGAUGAUAUGAUUGUUGAUGAAGUGAUAACCAAAAUAAUUCUGCCAGAAGGUUCCCAGGAUAUUCAACUUACAACUCCGUAUCCUGUAGAGCACUUGCCUAAUUCGCUUCAUUUUACAUAUCUUGACACAAAAGGAAGACCAGUAAUAAUGCUAAGGAAGAAAAAUCUUGUUGAGAAUCAUAUUCAGGAUUUUGAGCUUCAGUACAAGUUCCCUCGGAUUCUAAUGUUGCAAGAGCCUUUCCUUGUUGUUCUGGCCUUUUAUCUCUUAUUUCUCUUUGUCAUUAUCUAUGUGCGACUAGACUUCUCUAUAACUAAGGAUGAAGCAGGAGAGAGUCGCAUGAGAGUUGCAGGUUAUUGCGAGAAAAUACUGGCCCAUCAAGAUAAACGGGCCAUUACAUACACUUCCUACAGUGAGCAGCUGGCUAAACUGAAAUUAUCCAAGGACAUUAAUGCAUUUCUUGCGUCAGUGAAGAACAUCAACCAUGAACACAAGAAUGAAACUGCUCACAUUGCUGAACUUCUGGUAAAACUUAAAGCUGAUUCUGCAGAUCUUGCUGAAAAGGUUUCAGAGCUACAGAAAGCUGAUAAGCAUCUGAAAGACUUGUACACGCAACACCAGAGCCUGUAUGUUGAUAAACUAGUCCCAGGAAAGAUUGCUCGGCAGGCAUUUGUUGACACUGAGAAUCAGCUUAACAAGAAGAAAGAAGACUGUGUGGAGAAAAUCAACACACUUGUGAAAUCACUACAGUAAAAACUGAAUGACAGUUGAUUGCAUAAUGAGUGAAAAUUGUGUUCUUGUGGUACAGAUUAUUUUUCAUGCUGAAUACAUUAAGUUCUCACAUUCCAUCACCACAGUUAUAUACUUUUGUUACUGAGAAACUUUUUAUCAUGUCUGUUUUCUCUGAAUCGAAAUCUGUAUAAUGAGAGGUGUGUUAGAAAUGAUUUACAUGUCAAGAUGGGCAUGCUAAGGAGUAUCUAAGAGCACUCGUUUAUAUACAGAUGAAUAUUGUUAAGGAACUUGAAUAAAAUCAAACUAAAUAACUUACAUAUGUGUUGCAGAAUGUUGUGAAAGGUAUUACAGUUUUUCUGUUGGCUUGGUGACUUAUUGGCUGUAAGAUUUUUCAGUGAUCAAAGUAGACUCUUCCUCUUAUGGCAACAACAUUUGAAAACAAUUCUUACUUUAUUAUUAGUGUGAAGUCAAGACUACUAUUGCAUGAAGAAUGGAAAUAUGCUAUAUUACAUAAUUACCCUGUACAGUUUGUUGCAAUCUCUUCUAUACAAAAUUUGUUUAAAGAUGGAGAGUACUUCCUGUAGGCCUUCAACAACCAGACCGGUCUUGUUUCCACAUAAUUUUCAUCACUUCCAUCAUCAUUGUGGUGUCAGUCGCUUUGAUAGUUGAAUCAUCAGAAGUUGAACUGUCAUCACAUAGCUGGAUGAUGGGCUGUUUUUUCUUGAAUUUCAUCGACUUCCUACAUCAUAAUUUCUGUUACCCUGAGGUUCAGCAGAGUUGUUGCAGUUCUCUACACUUACAGUAUUAAAUCCUUUAUGAAUUAAUCUUUUACUUUGGCCAGUUUCAAAUUUGGACUUUUCAUGGCAGUGUAAUGUUUUGCAUGAGCCCACACAAGUUCAGUCGGUUUCACUUCACAGUGAUAUGGAGAUAAUAUUAAUCAUCUGUAUACCAUAUUUCCAUUUGACACUGUUCACAAGAUCUGUUAAAUCCUCCUUUGGCAUCUUUUCUUUGAAUAGAAUAUCAUGUGUUAUAUACUGCUUUUUGGCUGCAGGAAGUUGCACAACAAAAAUUCUUCUCAAAGCAGUCACCAUUCAUUUUGUCAUGGGCAUCAGUGGUGUCCUUUUUGCACAGAAACACAAGUUUCACAUUCACAACCUGUCCUUUUAAUUUUUUAUAAGAGUCUUAUGAGAGAAGUUUUCCUUGUCUCAUCUUUAAGCUCCUGUAUUGACCCAUGAUUCAUCAAUGUGCAUAGUGCUCUUAUUUUCUUUGCUGAAUUUCUUACUGUGGACAAGGUAUGCCACCAAAUCCUCUUUUUCUGUUCUAAUGGCUUUGUUCCCUUUCCUGUCAUAAACAGAGCCAGAUUCUUUAAGAAGGUGAAGUAUGGAUUUUGUAAAAUUCAUUAUAUUGCUGAAGGAGGUUAGUUUUUAAAAUGAAAGUCAUGAACUUCAUGCUAUUUGCCACUCCUAAUAAAAUUGUUAUACUUCACUUUCUUGCAGUUUACUCUAGUUGAUUUUCUCUCCUUUUCAUUUUCACUGAUACCAGUGGGCCUUGAAUAUCUUCAGUAUAAAUUCCAAAAGCUGAAACCCUCAAAAUGCCUGCAGCUUGAACAGUUUCAUUCAGAUCCACACUACACCUUUUUUAGGAUUUUUAUUUUGAAUUUAAUUAAACAUGUUCGAAAACAUUUGUCAUUCUUUGCUUCUAAGCACCUGUCCAAUUGUAAGCUUUACCAAAGCAACCCUAGUUAUUCUGUAGCUGUAGACUGUUUAAAAUCUUGCAGCAUACUAGACUGGCUGUAUGAAAGCCCACCGCACCACUGACAAAGGAUAUUUUAUUUAGUACAGCAGGACAGUGAUAGUCUAAGAAGGGAAAGCAUUAUUUUUAAAACAAAUACAAUACAUGAUAGACUUACAAAAUGCUUUUACUAUCACCUUAGAAAAGACAUAUAACUGCGUCAUACUUAUAUCUGAGAAAAAAACAAAAUUUGUACUUCAUGGGGGGGGAGGGGUCGCUGUUGGAAGUAUAAUCUACAUUUAAAGUCAGAGAGUUCACAGCUAAAACAUUCUAAUGUAAAUGAAAAUAUUUCAUUCUGAAUGGCCAACAAAGAAUCAGUCACUACAAUGGGAGAGCCCAUUCUGAACCAUUUCCACAAAAGCAAUGAAAGGUACACAUAUAUAUGCAAGGUUUUAAUAUUUAAUAUGUAGGAUUCUCAUUUUAUUUACAUUUAUUAUAUUGCACUCAAAAUUCCAAUUAAUCUAUGGUACACUAAGAGCUUUCUCAUGAAGCUGAAGUUUUACAGAAAGAUGACAUCCUUGUUCAUAUCUUGAAACAUUUUCUGAAAGGUAUAUAACAUAUCUGCAUGUUUCUUUCCUUUUUUUUUUUUUUGGCCUGUCGUAAUCAUGCAGUUUGCUGGAUUACAUAAAAAAAUACAAGGGUAUUUCAGUAUCAAAGUUUUACUAGAGUAAACAUACCUUCUUAUCUUACAGAAGAAAUUGAUGUAUAAGUUUCCACAGUUCAUACAAAAUGUACAAAAUAGUAAUGAGUAAGAAACAAGUUUUGUGCUGUUUUGGCACCUGUACAUGUAAGUGAACAUUCCAUGUUUUUUCCUCCCACAGAAAUGGUACACUCUAAAUAAGACAGAGAAACCAAAGGAUAAUGCAUAUUCAAUUAAUACACAUUGAAAAAUCAAGAUACAGGAAUUAAAAUAUUUUGGUACAAAACUUGAACAGCAGCUUCAAUUCAAGACAAGAAAUUAAUGAGCAUUUCCAUGCCUACCAUCAGUCAAGAAGUACAUCAAGAAUGGAGCAGCAGCUUUUCAAAGUUGCAUGUCUGAAUUGGUCUGUGCUACUACAAAAUGCUGAAAGGGGGCAGCUGAUUUAUUCUUUGAACAGUUCAUUUUGCCAUUGCCACUGCAUAGUUAUGCACUAAACACAUGUUUGAAGUUAUACAAAUCCCUUUAGGAUGCAAUGAUAAACAAGUAGAGUAACAAAAAUAAAACAGCAUUUUCUAUAUAACAUGCUUUGUCACAAUUAACAUGAGAUUUACAAGUAUGGUAAUACACAGUUGACAGGGGAUAAAUCCAACAGCAUGGUACUGCGUGCAGACUGUUCCUGUUAGUGCACAGUGUUGCCAGCUGCCUGCUGAAAUUUCUUUAUCAUAUUGCCAGUCCAUGUUUCAUGGAAUAAUAUUAUGUGUUUCUUUAGUAUGUAAUUGCAAAUGCUACACGAGUUUCUUCUGACAGCCAUAAAAAAAUGUUGCUGACUUGUACACCUAACAUUGAAUAUAUGGUUUCCAACUUUGUGCAGUAAGAAACACCAGUCCCCUUUCUAAGAUAAAAUUUAAUACUAACUGGCUCUUGACAAAUACAUGAGGGUGCUAAAUAUUGCUUUCUGUUCUAGUGGUUCAAAGUAUUUCGUGAAACUAAAGUUGAAAUUACUUCAACAACAUAAAAUGAUCUUUCUCAGUUACCAAGAGAGAACUACUCCAAAGCUGGUUAUUAACACUGGUUAUUGCACUAUAAAGCAAGAACACUGAUCUUGUACUUACAUGGCAGUGUUCCAUACCUCCAUAUUUUUCUCUUAUAUGGGUAUCUUCAAUGAACAGGGGCCACUAUAUUGUCACAAAGUAACUUAUUUUUCAUGUCACACUGUGCUGUUUAUGUCUUCCCAGUUCUGUAACUAACUGAAGUUACACCUACAAAACAAAUGCAAUGUCACUUAUAAGUAUGGAAGAAACAAUAUGUAUUUACUAUCUAAAUACAGAAUAUCAUAUAUAUUAUCUUUAUCCUAGCAUGUUUCAACCACUCAUCAUCUUCAGGAACAGUCUAAUACACAUAAGCUGUUGAAGUUUACAUUGGUAAUCCACGUUUCACAUUGUAUUAUUUUCAUUUCUUAAAUAACAUGUCUCAAGUUUCAUAUUAAAAUGAAGCUUUGAGAUUUGAUGGCAGCUAAUUAUCACUUUUCUAUUAAUGUUUAUCAUGUGUUCCUUCCAUGAUCCCUCUGUGUGUGGUAAAUAUGAUGGAAAAUAGAUAAUUGCCACAAAUAUUGUUUACAUAAAAAACAAUCUCUGGUCACCAAGCAUCUUGCCAAAAAGAAGAUACUGCAUAUGAUUAUGCAGUGAAACUGAAUUUGCUAUAUAAUGAUUAAU
Molecule: messenger RNA, 5688 nt
Organism: Cryptotermes secundus
Lineage: Eukaryota; Metazoa; Arthropoda; Insecta; Blattodea; Kalotermitidae
Product: dolichyl-diphosphooligosaccharide--protein glycosyltransferase subunit 1
Cellular component (GO): oligosaccharyltransferase complex; membrane
Source: RefSeq, a predicted model, not a curated record